UGGAACUCAGCAACUCAAACAUCCGAGUCGAUCUGUCGAAGAUAAAUGUUUUGGAUUUCUGGGCAGAUAUAUUAAUCCUCCCAACUGAACACCGUUGCUCGGCUCAUAACUUGGUUUGGAGUUACUGAAUGGCGUCCACGUAGGAAAAGGGACUGCGUCAUACUACGGCGCAUUUAUUUCAGCGGGUUGUACUUCGGCUUUAUAAAACAGGCGUGUCUGGCGCAGAGGUUGUGGUUCAAACGCUGACUUUCCAGCUCACAGCGCGUGCCUCUGUCGGAUAGUGGAUUAUGUGGAGGCGUGUGCUUGAAGUCAACAUCUUUUUCGGACUUUGAAUGCUUCCAGUGCACUCUUUUGGUAACUGAAUUUGAAUCUUGAGUGAGGAUGGACAACAAGGAAGAACCCAGCUGCAGCUCCACCAGUGACCUCACCUGGGAGCAGGUGAGCCGGCUAAACGAAGUUCUCACAGAGGUCGUGCCCGUCCACGGACGAGGCAACUUCCCCACCUUGGAGGUGCAGCUGAAGGACAUCGUGGCGCGGGUGCGCUCCCACCUGGAGCGGAGCGGCAUCCGGGUGAAGGACGUCCGUCUCAACGGCUCCACCGCCAGCCACGUGCUGGUGCAGGACAUCGGCUGGAGCUACAAAGAUCUGGAUUUCAUCUUCAGGGUGGACUUGCCCACCGAGGCGGAGUUCAGGCUGGUUAAGGACGUGGUGCUGGGAAUCCUGCUGGACUUUCUGCCCGAGGGCGUGAACAAGGAGAAGAUCACCCCCAUGACUCUGAAGGAGGCGUACGUCCAGAAGCUGGUCAAGGUCAACACGGAGCAGGACCGCUGGAGCCUCAUCUCCCUGUCCAACAACCACGGCCGCAACGUGGAGCUCAAGUUCGUCGACUCCAUACGCCGACAGUUCGAGUUCAGCGUGGACUCCUUUCAGAUCGUGCUGGACUCCGUCCUCUCCCACUACGAGCAGGCGCAGCCCGCCAUGUCCGAGGCCUCCCACCCCGCGGUCAGAGGGGAGAGCGUGUACGGAGACUUCAACGCCGCGCUCACCCACCUGCGCAGCAAGCUCAUCGCCACCAAGAGACCCGAGGAGAUCCGCGGCGGCGGCCUGCUCAAGUACUGCAACCUCCUGGUGCGGGACUUCCGGCCGGCCAAUCAGGAGGAGUUCAAGGCCCUGGAGAGGUACAUGUGCUCCCGCUUCUUCAUAGACUUCCCUGACAUCGGGGAGCAGCAGCGCAAGGUGGAAGCGUACCUGAUGAGCCACUUCAUCGGCGAGGAGAAGAGCAAGUACGACUACCUCCAGAUCCUGAGGAAGGUGGUCGACGAGAGCACCGUGUGCCUUAUGGGCCACGAGCGGCGGCAGACCCUCCAUCUCCUCUCACUGAUGGCCUUCAGGGUGCUGGCGGAGCAGAGCGCCAUCCCGGACGCCUCCUGCGUCACCUGCUACUACCAGCCGGCGCCGUACAUCAGAGACCACAACUUCAGCAACUACUACGUGGCCAACCAGAACAUUCCAACAUGGCUGCCAUGUAACUGAUGAAAGGAACGGGAAGGCUUGGCCGCGGCUGUGUUUUCAAAAGAGGAGGAAAGGAAGCGACUCGGCAUAAAAACAUGUAAAAGAAGAAGAAAAAAAAAAUUUAAAAGAGGGGGAAAAAUGUCAGAAAAAUAACACAGUGGCAAUAAAUGCUGUUUCUCUUAAAGGCACAUUUUCAGUGGACAGAUGUUUUUUGCUUUUUGUUGGUGUUUUUGUUUUUUUUUGGAAUUCUUUCUCAUUCCUUUUCUGCAGAGGUGUUAACGUUUUUAAGUGUUUUUUUUUUUUGGCUUUUUUUUUUUUUUUGGCUUUUUUUUUUUCUUGGUGUAUAUACCUUUAAUCUUAAUGGAGAUGUUUUCGUGCCUUAACCUCUAGGUAUCAAGUUUACCCCUCCAGAGUUUUGCGUAUGAACUAAUGUUAGAAGAAAAGGGACAAGGAAACGCUGUAGCUCUAAGUUUGAGCUCCUUCUUGUUUAAAAAAAAAAAAUAAGGAAAAAAAAAAAGAGGGAGAGAGAGAAAAAUGAAAAGGCUGGGGGGG
This is a messenger RNA of Fundulus heteroclitus (mummichog), 2064 nucleotides long. RefSeq names its product terminal nucleotidyltransferase 5C (gene tent5c). Gene Ontology annotation, molecular function: RNA binding; poly(A) RNA polymerase activity. The transcript has 2 exons. Gene Ontology annotation, biological process: mRNA stabilization. The record is from RefSeq and is a predicted model, not a curated record. The coding region runs from base 382 to 1533 and encodes 383 amino acids. Lineage: Eukaryota; Metazoa; Chordata; Actinopteri; Cyprinodontiformes; Fundulidae.